CUCGAAGUGGUUGCGCUGAGGCUGAGUGCAUCGAAUGUUCCGCUCAAUAAUGAUCAGUGCUAAGCGUUAUAAUUGUGUGCUGGUAACACUUACAAGCGGAGUUCCAGAAAGUUUCGUCCAAGGAAGCAUAGUGAACCGCCCACCGCGACCUCUUUAACUCUCGUCCCUUUGCAAUCCCUUUGGAUUGUGUAUUUUACCAACAUGCCCGCCCUCCUUCCAUACAAUGAACGUACCAUUACAUCAUUAUCCUGUUCUUAAACGUGCCAUUAAACACAGGAAAAACGCCACCUGCCUCUACAUCAGAAUUGGAACUUUCCAAUCAGGGAGCUCGCGGGUGGGUGUGGUGCGGUGGGUGCUCCAGACAUACCCACACGAGGAGGCUUUGUGGCUCACUCCAACCGGUACAGAGACACAGGACAGACGUCAGGGAGCACAUCUUGCCUCAGUCUUGACAGAAUGACUUCAUCAAUCAGUUACUUUUCCCCCGGACCAGCGAAACUGCCGCACGAGGUCCUGGUGAAGCUCCAAGAUGAGCUGGUGCAGUACAAGUCGACGCAAGUGAGCGUCAUGGAGCUGUCGCAUCGCUCGAAGGACUUCGCGGAGAUCAUUGAGGGCGCGGAGAGCAGCGUGCGAGAGCUCAUGAACGUCCCAUCCAACUACAAGGUUCUGUUCCUACAAGGCGGAGGAACAGGUCAGUUCGCGGCCGUCCCUCUCAACCUGAUGUCGAGGACGGGCAAGGCGGAUUACAUCGUCACAGGUACGUGGUCCAGCAAGGCGGCCAAGGAAGCCAGCAAGUACGGCUCCGUCAACCUCGUGUUUCCGAAGCUGGAGAAGUACACGAGCAUCCCGGACGAGGCGAGCUGGAAACUGGACCCAGAGGCGGCCUAUGUUUACUAUUGUGCUAACGAGACUGUAGAAGGCGUCGAGUUCCAGCAGAUGCCCCAAGUCCCUGAAGGAGUCCCUCUGGUGUGUGAUAUGUCCUCUAACUUCUUCUCAAGACCCGUUGAUGUGUCUAAGACCCGGAUGCCGAGAAGGGAAGAGAUAUCCUCCCACACUCCCCCCCCCCCCCCCAUUUCUCUAAUUCAUCCUUCCUCCCGUCGCCUCAGGAUCCACGUGGUGGGCGAGGUCCUGGCGUGGGUGAAGAGGGAAGGCGGGCUCGAGGAGAUGCAGAAACGCUCGCUGGAGAAGAGUAAGCUACUGUAUUCCGUUAUCGACGAGAGCAACGGGUUUUAUAACAACCCUGUGGACACGCCCGCGAGGUCCCGGAUGAACGUCGUCUUCCGUGUUGGCGAAGGCGGGAAUGACGACCUCGAGGCGAAAUUCAUCUCUCAGGCUGCCUCCCAGGGACUUCUUUCUCUCAAGGGACACAGGUCGGUUGGUGGCGUCCGCGCUUCGAUUUACAAUGCUAUUACCAUCGAUGACGUCAGACGCUUGGCCGAAUUCAUGAAGACAUUUCUCAAAGAAAACAAAGUGUGAGACGCAACCCUAAUCAAAAGAAAUCACGAUCUGUUCAGAUUUUAUUAAGAUUUAGUUAUUGAUUGAUUAGAUAAUAUUCGGUAUAAGAUUUUUAAUAACGUGACCUGUGAUGCCAUGCUUCGACAGCAUAAAGGGACCACAUAACAUGCUAUCCACAGUCUUCAUUUCUUCAUAAAUAUACAUCGAUGCAUAUUUAUUGUAUUCAGCGACAUGUAUCAUCAGUGUAAGUCGAGUGCAAAAAAAGGUUGAACAUUUAUCAACUGUUUAGGAGUUUCUUGUCUAGAAGUACACUUUUUUCCAGUGUUUAUAUGUUGUGGAAAAUGUAUAUUCCCGAGGAUAUCAGUGGUGACUUAGCUGAUAUUUGCCUUUAAAAGUUGAACUAGCCACUUCGAGACAUUGUUGAUAAACGUCAACCAGAGACUAAAUACAUUUCAGUGCAGUCACAUAUUCCCACGAAAUUCAUAUUCAGUAUACGGCAUGUUAUGCUACUGACUCCAUAUGCAGAGAGUAAAAUCAACUGAAAGAAGA
Penaeus chinensis is the source of this 2004-nucleotide messenger RNA. Its product is annotated as probable phosphoserine aminotransferase. NCBI's taxonomy places the organism in Eukaryota, Metazoa, Arthropoda, Malacostraca, Decapoda, Penaeidae. The transcript is spliced from 9 exons. Gene Ontology annotation, cellular component: cytoplasm. Gene Ontology annotation, molecular function: pyridoxal phosphate binding; O-phospho-L-serine:2-oxoglutarate transaminase activity. The record is from RefSeq and is a predicted model, not a curated record. Bases 457 to 1476 code for a protein of 339 amino acids. Gene Ontology annotation, biological process: L-serine biosynthetic process.